AUGCUGACAUUUAACCAGCUGAUCAUUUUGCUUUUUUUGACCAGCAUCAGCUCAGCUGGUGCAGAGAAACUUUUCCACAAUCGGGACCAUUCUGAUGUCCGAGCACUCAGUUCUCACGAGGCCGAGGUCAUAACUGAUGAUUACACAGCAGAGUUAUUUCUCUCUAGAUAUGGUUUUAUGAAGCCAGUGAACUGGGAGGAGGCUGAGUUUGAAGGCGCAUACACAGACUUCAGUGAUGAUGAUUUCCCGGAUGACUUUCAAGCCAUGCUCCAGGAGGGAGCGUCCGUGUCUCAUUCACGGGAUUCCCCUCAAGAGGAUGAUCAAGAUCUAGAGAGCAAAGCUUUUAUUUCAGCACUUAAAGACUUCCAGAAGAUGUCGGGCCUGCCCGUCACAGGCGUGUUUGACGACUCAACAAAGCUGGCAAUGAACAAACCAAGAUGUGGCGUCCCUGACAAGGAGAUGGACCUGGAAUCCUCUGAAUACAACAGUGUCUUAGACACUGAAAGCAGUCCUUAUGAUCCUUUUAAUGAGACUGACAGCAACAGUACAGCAAGUGACAUAACCAGUGUCACUUCUUUUGGUGCAGGAAACUCCUCAGAAGACUACUCAUUUAAUCUUAACGACACAGAAAGUGUCCUCGCAGGCAUUUUCAACGACACCAGCACAAACUACACAGACGAAUUCAGCUUAUUCAGUGACACCCCCACGAACAGCUCGCACGACAUCACCACAGACAGUCAAGCGGUAGAUACGAGUGCAAACGUGCAUCAGAGCAAAGCAGUGCGACGCAGGAAACGUCACCUCGCAGCUCUCGUGUUCAAGAGAAGACGCAAGAGAGACCUGAGCGAGACGGGUUACAUGGCCUUUUCUAAGAAAGUGCUGAGGUGGAGGCUCAUUGGCGAAGGCUACAGCAGCCAGCUGUCUGUCGACGAGCAGAGGUACAUCUUCAGACUGGCCUUCAGGAUGUGGAGCGAGGUGUCUCCGCUGGAGUUUGUGGAGGACACACGUUCCCCACUGGAGGAUGUCGACAUCAGGCUGGGCUUUGGUACAGGAAGGCAUCUAGGGUGUAAUCAGAAGUUUGAUGGCACGGGUCAAGAAUUUGCUCACGCGUGGUUCCUGGGUGACAUACACUUUGACGACGAUGAGCAUUUCACUGCUCCCAGUGCUGCCAGUGGGAUCAGUCUUCUCAAAGUGGCAGUUCAUGAGAUCGGUCACGUCUUAGGCCUCCCUCACAUAUACAGACCUGGAUCUAUAAUGCAGCCCAGUUAUCUGCCACACGGCUCUGGCUUUGAGAUGGACUGGAUGGACAGGAAGGCAAUACAGCACCUCUAUGGGGGCUGUAAAGGUCGUUUCAACACUGUGUUUGACUGGAUCAGAAAGGAGAAGACACCGUACGGGGAGGUGGCCAUCCGCUUCAACACGUAUUUCAUGAGAGACGGCUGGUACUGGCUCUAUGAGAACAGAAACAACCGCACACGUUACGGUGACCCGGUCACACUACAGAUCGGUUGGCGUGGGAUUCCUGUGGAUGGAGUGGAUGCAUAUGUCCAUAUGUGGUCCAGAGCAAGAGAUGCUGUUUAUUUCUUUAAAGGUACUCAGUUCUGGCGGUACGACACAGAGAAUGACAAGGUUUUCAAACAGGACUCAGAAGGGCAUCGCUAUCCAAGGUUGAUCUCUGAGGGUUUCCCAGGGGUUGCCAGUCCCAUUGACACAGCCUUUUAUGACAGGAGAGACUCCCACAUCUACUUCUUCAAAAACACACUUGUGUAUGCAUUCAACGUCGAAGCCAACAGCUUGGCAAGAGGCUUCCCCAGAAACAUCAGAGACGUUUUCCCUCCCGUGGCAAGCGGAGACCAUCCAGAUGGCAACAUCGAUGCCGCCUACUUCUCCUACACCCACAAUGCCAUCUUUCUACUUAAGGGCACGCGUUUCUGGCAGGUGGUGGGCGGCCGCGAUCGCUGGCGCCGGCCCUUUGUACCACGAAAUGGCCUGCUGCCACACAAGGAGGUGGAUGAGCACUGGUUCGACAUCUGCAACGUUCAUCCCACUGCACUCAAACUAACCCGCUGAGAUCUAAUAAACGCCAUUGAUGUGUUCCGAUGAGCUCCAAAACAAUCCCGCUGAUAAAGAAAUCCAGAACACAUUUAUUUCUAGUUUUUUAAACACACUGUUUUACAUAUCAAUGUGUAAUGUAGCCCGAAAGCUGCUUUCUGUAAAGCUUGACUUUGAAAUGGAAACACUUACAAGGAAAAAGCAAUG
This is a messenger RNA of Solea solea (common sole), 2259 nucleotides long. RefSeq names its product matrix metallopeptidase 21 (gene mmp21). The coding region runs from base 1 to 2070 and encodes 689 amino acids. Gene Ontology annotation, cellular component: extracellular matrix. The transcript has 7 exons. Gene Ontology annotation, molecular function: metalloendopeptidase activity; zinc ion binding. NCBI's taxonomy places the organism in Eukaryota, Metazoa, Chordata, Actinopteri, Pleuronectiformes, Soleidae. The record is from RefSeq and is a predicted model, not a curated record. Gene Ontology annotation, biological process: extracellular matrix organization; proteolysis; collagen catabolic process.